Gongylonema pulchrum is the source of this 1215-nucleotide messenger RNA. The record is from the annotation of a GenBank genome assembly. NCBI's taxonomy places the organism in Eukaryota, Metazoa, Nematoda, Chromadorea, Rhabditida, Gongylonematidae.
AUGCCACAGGAGCUCUGCACAAAAUGUGAAAAUUUCAAAGAGGAAGUCCGGAUUGCGUUGAUUGGAAAAUACGUACAAAUUAAAGAUGCUUAUGCAUCAGUGAACAAAGCGCUUCGGCAUGCUGCGGUUCAGGCCAAAAGGAACCUUGUGAUCGAGUAUGUCCAGUCGGAGCAUCUCGAAGAAACACAAGACCCUUUGCGGCUGCCCGAUUAUAAUCGCGCUUGGCAAGCGGUUAAAAAAGCCGAUGGGAUAUUAGUGCCUGGUGGAUUUGGCGGACGUGGUACUGAAGGGAAAAUUGCGGCCUGCAAGUACGCGCGAGAGAACAAAAUCCCAUUUUUAGGAAUUUGUCUUGGCAUGCAAUGCGCCGCAAUAGAGUUUGCGCGAAAUGUCUGUCAUAUAGAACGCGCCAAUUCAACAGAAUUCGAUAAGGCCCUUGUCGGUAAGCAACAGGUUGUGAUCGAUAUGCCGGAGCACAGAGGCGAGGAUAAGGGCAUGGGCGGCACAAUGCGACUUGGACUAAGGGACACUAUUUUUCUGACGAAAGGAAGCGUACUAUAUCAGCUAUACGGUGCAAAGAAGAAAAUCAGUGAACGACACCGUCAUCGUUAUGAAGUUAAUCCUGAAAUUGUGCCGACACUAAUGCAUAAUGGUCUUAUGUUUGUCGGUAGUCUGGGAAUAGAUCAUGAGGGAGCAGUUAAAACCGAUGAAAAGGAAGGAAGCUGCUCGCCCACGGUGUCGGCCAGCUUUCCUGAAAUUGAUGUUUCCUCACCAAAGAUAUACGGUAUUCAGGAUUCACUUUUCUACGACAUAACGAAUCUAGCGAACGCAAUUACGUCACAUUUAAGUAAGAGAUUCGAUAAAUUGUCUCGUUAUUAUCUAAAGUUCUUGGAAUUGCAGUCCGAUCUGUGUUUGGAAAUUGAGCAGCUGUGCAAACGUCAUCCUUAUUUCGUUGGUGUUCAGUUUCAUCCAGAAUAUUUGUCUCACCCGUUACAGCCAAGCCCUCCCUUUUUUGGUCUGAUUGCUGCCGCUUCUGGACAGUUGGAGAAUUUUCUUCGCGGUUGGAAAAUGCCAACGUCGAUGAAUGUUUUAAAACCGGCUGAAGAUAAUAUUACUGAUAAUACAAGUGUAGUGCAGGCAACUCACACAACUGUUAACAAGGGAUGCGAAAUGCUCGACGAAAAUAUUGCUGAAUUCGAGCAGAAGUUAGACAUAUGA